AUUUUUCACUUUGGCUUUCGCUUCAGAAAACGAAGAACAACACAUACUUAAAAACACGCAUAAGAGAGAGAUGGUGGAGUUGAGGUUGCUGUUUACACAAGAUCCAUUUUUGUCUCAGGUUGCAGUGAAAGCGUAGGAGAACUUCUUCUUUUUUUCCCUGCCAGAAUGUUUUGAGUAAAUUUGGUAUUUUUCUUUGAGAUCUUCUGUGCAAAAUUUGUAGCCAAAAUCAAGUCUUUGAACGGUGACUUUAUUACUAAUUUGGAGUAAGAUGUCUGUUGAAUCGGCUCCCAAACCUCGAUUAGUAAGAUGUCCUAAAUGCUGGCAACUUCUUCCAGAGUCUCCAGAUUAUGAUGUGUACAAGUGUGGUGGAUGUGGCACGACUCUUCAAGCUAAGAAACGAAAAAAUAAGGCUGUGAACUCAGAAUCCAGUACACGUGAAACUGAUGCUGCUCCUAGAAACGCAUUGGAUCAUGUUUCAAAGGAGAGCGGUUUGAAGGAAAAAGCAGCUGGUUCUUCCUCAGGAGAAUGUUCUUUAGAUGGAAAUGAUGGAAGGGGUCAAAUUGAAAGUAGUGAAUGCAAUGGACAGGCGCUAGUUAUUUCUCAGGAGAGUGAUUUGAGGGCAAAAGCAACUAGUUCUUCAUCAGGAGAAUGUUCUUUGAAUGGAAAUGGUGGAAGGAGUCAAAUUGAAAAUGAUGAAUGCAAUGGAGAGCAGCUAGUUAUUUCUAAGGAGAAUGGUUUGAGGGCAAAAGCAACUAGUUCUUCCUCAGGAGAAUUUUCUUUGAAUGGAAAUGGAGGAAGAGGUCAAAUUGAAAAUGGUGAAUGCAAUGAAGAGCAGCUAGUUAUCUCCCAGGAGAAUGAUUUGAGUGAAAAAGCAAUUUGUUCUUCCUCAGUGGAAUAUUCAUUGAAUGGAAUUGGUGGAAGGAGUCAAAUUGAAAAUGGUGAAUGCAAUGAAGAGCAGCUUGGACCGUUUAAUUUAUCAGAUGAAGAACUGGAAAACGAGAUGGAUAUCUAUAAAUUAUCAGACAUCAGAAAGCGUACAGUGUCCAACCAAGGUUGUUCAAAUGAGCUUACUCACUCUGAGAUUGAGGCCUCAGCAGAAUUGAUGGCAGAGAACUCAGUAGAAAAUGCAAAUGAUACAAACUUGCAGCUAGAAGGAGAAGAGCCAAGUAAUGGAAAUAUGCUGUCAGAAGGAGCAGGGGAGCAGUUAAUUAGUGCAUUCAAUACAGAAGAUGCCAAUGAUGAGAAAUCAGCUCCAGAAGGGGUAAAGUCUGAAGUGGACAAUACCGGAAGUGAUUUAGAAAUACCAGAAGAGUUAAAUAAUGGAAACUUAUUACUAGAAGGAGCAGAAAAAGAGUUAAUACCUGGAUCGGAUGGACAAGAUCUCAAUAAUGGCAAAUCGGUUCUAGAAGGUGCAAACCCUGAAAUGGACAUUACUGGAAGCAAUAAAGCAGCAUCAGAAGAAUUAGACAAUGGAAACUUAAUAUUAGAGGGAGAAGAAGAGGAGUUGAAUAUGUGUGCAUCAGAUGGAGAAGAUCCCAACAAAGACCAAUCAGCUCAAGUGGAUGCAAAAUCUGAAGUGGACAUUCCUGCAAGUGCAUCUGCUGCCAGGAAGUUAAGUACUGAAAACUUUGUACGUGGAAAGGGAAGCAAACUUGAAGAAGGUACAUCUGGUAAUCAUGUAUCUUCUCCCAAAAUUCUUCACCGUAGCUUUGACAGUGUAAGAUCUGUGGAUACAUUUGAUAACAUAGAAGUAAUUAAUCCCAAUUCGGAGAUUGGUGGUACUCUGGGAGAAUUGUCUGAAUCCCCAACCACUAGAAGCUCUCAUGCUUAUGACGGCAGUAUCUCUUCUAAUGGUGGGGUGGAUGAGAGGUUUCCUAGUCAAAAUUUAGAUUCUUUUGAGAACACUUACACUGUUGCUAAUGGUGUUUCUGAUGGAGUUUCCGGAAGGGGAAAAGGCCUUGUUCAUAGCAUGUUAUAUGGAGAUCAUGAAACACAGCAGCAUGUCCUGAAAGACAGCAGAGGGAAUCAAAAUGAAGUGCCGGAGACUGCAAGACAUGGUUAUGCACGUUGGAUGAAAGCAAAGAAAGAUGAGUUUCCAUCGCAAAAGCCUCUCCAUCGAAGUGGUUACCAAUCCGGCUAUGAAAGUGGCAGUCCUUCAAAUCAAACGCAUGAUGAGCUCUACUGCAGCUCAAGCUUUCUUUCACCUGACUCCUUUGAGGACCCUGACCAGGAGAAGAUGAAACUGUUGAGAAUGGUUUAUAAAUUGCAGGAUCAGCUCAACAGAACUGGCUAUGUAAAUGGGGAAACAAAUGGAAGACUGUCAACGGGAAAGCAUGUUUCUGCAUACCAAAGCCAUGAUCUUCAUGAAGGAAGAUUUUACCAUGGUCUGGAUUACCCUAGAUGCGAUGGAAGAUGUAGUCAUGGAAUCAACUGGCGCCAGAGGCAUAAAUAUUCACAGAUACCUUAUUCAGCUGAGGCAACAAGCAGUACAUACCAUGUUGAUCAUUCUUGUUUCCAUUGCUAUCCACAAGAGUGGCAAUGCUCAGCAGAGUUGCCUCCACAUGUUCUUUACCAGCAUGAAGAGUUUUGUAGACCCCAUCUGGGUUGCAAUUGUUGCUCAUCUCAGCACUCUUAUCCUUCAAGUCCACAAUGGUUCAUGACCUCUAAACUCCUAACACAUGGCCGUGAAACAAAAUCCAGUGAUCAAAGGCACAGUGCUCCCGGGGUAAAGAAAUAUUUUAGGGAGAAAACGAGCUUGACUAAACGGCAUUACCGGCCAGUAGCAGGGGGAGCACCAUUUGUCACUUGUCAUAAAUGCUCAAAGCUGCUGCAAAUUCCAGCAGAUUUUCUCCUUUUUAAAAGGGUAUGUCAUCAGCUCAAAUGUGGUUCAUGUCAAGAGGUACUCAAAUUUUCUCUGCAGAACGGAAGUCAUAUAGUUUCUUUUGCACCAAAUGCUUUAGGGACCCCAUCAAGUGACAUUGAUGACCAAAACGAGGUGAUUAAUGGCAGCAAUCUUAAUUCAGGAUCUCAUGCCAACUAUUACCAUUCUUCACAUGCAGACCCCAUUUCAUAUUCUGAUGAUUAUGACCAUUCUGUCAGCAAAAGCUACUCCUCAGAAGGAGAUCCUGUUUAUGUGACACCAUCUAAUUCAAUGCAUGCCAGUGAAUAUGGUAAUCCAAGUGUCUCUCAUGGUACCUUUGAGCCCAUAACAGAGAAGGAGAAGAUUGCUUCAAGAGGUCCUAGUGCAAGUAAGGCUCCAGUGGCAACAGAGGAAUUAGCUGUGCCUGUGCACUCCUCCAAUAUGUCAUCAGAAAUGGAUGCAAGGUUACCGCCAAAAAGUUCACCACUUCAUCAACUGAUGGGUUAUUCCUCGCCAAGUCAAGUGAUAAGAGGGACUCCGUCCUCUGUUGAAGGGAAAGAGCCCAUACUCAAUGGAGAAAAUGAUCCGAGUCAUAACUCUCAACAGAGCUGAAAUUUCAUGCAUUGGCUUAGAUGACAAUUCUGUUUAUUCUAUGUUUGGUGAAUCUAAAGUGAAGCUGGGAAGAUCAAGAACGGGGGAGUUAUUUAUUCGAAUUUGAGAUGUAGCGUGUAGCGAUAUAGCAUCCGCACAACGACGUAUUUUUGUUGAAGUUUUCUUAUAAAUAUUGGGUGUCUUGAACAAGGGCAAUAAGAUUGAUUCAUUGCUCUACAAUUGUGUAUUAGAAACAGACUAGCUCCACUAUUCAAUUUUCUGCAUACCAGUUUGCCAAC
This is a messenger RNA of Gastrolobium bilobum, 3750 nucleotides long. RefSeq lists its product as uncharacterized. NCBI's taxonomy places the organism in Eukaryota, Viridiplantae, Streptophyta, Magnoliopsida, Fabales, Fabaceae. Gene Ontology annotation, biological process: regulation of defense response to fungus. The record is from RefSeq and is a predicted model, not a curated record. The transcript has 3 exons. The coding region runs from base 269 to 3472 and encodes 1067 amino acids.